GUUUAGUCCACUCAAAAGAGGAUGUUGAGGCUUGUUUUUCCUUCGGACCCAAGGGUGCUCGGGAGCCCUGCAGCCCCCCCCACCCCCGCCUGUCUCACACAAGACGUCUCUGAGAAGACAGCGGAUUUCUGGGCUGCGAGGACCUCCCCAGUGGACCCCAGGGCAUGGAACACAUCCACGACAGUGAUGGGAGUUCCAGCAGUGGCCACCAGAACCCCAAGAGCACAGCCAAGUGGGCAGCCUCUCUGGAGAAUCUGCUUGAAGACCCAGAAGGCGUGAAAAGAUUUAGGGAAUUUUUAAAAAAGGAAUUCAGUGAAGAAAAUGUGUUAUUUUGGCUUGCAUGUGAAGAUUUCAAGAAAACACAAGAUAAGAAGCAGAUGCAGGAAAAGGCAAAGGAGAUCUACAUGACCUUUCUGUCCAGCAAGGCCUCAUCACAAGUCAACGUUGAGGGGCAGUCCCGGCUCAAUGAGAAGAUACUGGAAGAACCACACCCACUGAUGUUCCAGAAACUCCAGGACCAGAUCUUCAACCUCAUGAAGUACGACAGCUACAGCCGCUUCUUGAAGUCUGACUUGUUUUUGAAACACAAGCGAACCGAGGAAGAGGAAGAAGAUCCACCCGAUGCUCAAACUGCAGCUAAAAGAGCUUCGAGAAUUUAUAACACAUGAGCCCCCAAAGAGCGGGCGGGACUGGCAGCUUUCAGAAGUGAAGGAACUCCCCCUCAGGACCAUGUGGGGUUUUAAUUGCUUUGUUAUCUGCAAGGACCGAAAUGUACAAAACCCCUCCAUGGGAUAUGUGUAUUUUAUUAACUGCUUGACCAGUAAGUUUUGCAUGAUGGCUAAUCUUACAUAAAAAAACAAAUAGCUUUGAAGUUUUAGUUCACACACACACACACAAAAAAAAAGGCAGAGAGAGUCCUUAAACACUAGACACUUCGAGCAUUUUAUAGCUUGAUUAAACUUCAUGUGAGGCCACCAGGUGAAACUUAUAGCCACCUCUUACCUUUUAAGUCUUUGCCCUGCCUCUGUGGGAGGGGUCAUGCAUGUCCGCAGAUUUCCUUGGCUACUCAGCUCGAGAAUGAGUUGAUCUGACAGACUCGGGCCACUGGGGGUGUUGUCUGUCAGGCUCCU
Messenger RNA from Ceratotherium simum simum (southern white rhinoceros), 1130 nucleotides. It is a transcript of the gene RGS10, whose product is annotated as regulator of G protein signaling 10. Gene Ontology annotation, biological process: regulation of G protein-coupled receptor signaling pathway. The record is from RefSeq and is a predicted model, not a curated record. Lineage: Eukaryota; Metazoa; Chordata; Mammalia; Perissodactyla; Rhinocerotidae. Gene Ontology annotation, cellular component: cytoplasm; plasma membrane; nucleus. Gene Ontology annotation, molecular function: G-protein alpha-subunit binding; GTPase activator activity.